Molecule: messenger RNA, 1516 nt
Organism: Numida meleagris (helmeted guineafowl)
Lineage: Eukaryota; Metazoa; Chordata; Aves; Galliformes; Numididae
Exons: 5
Coding region: 1-729 (242 amino acids)
Source: RefSeq, a predicted model, not a curated record
AUGAGUCUGAAAAAAAUAGCAACACUGACUGUGCUGACUUUUGAUCAAUCGCCACCUACCCUGGGAACAUCAGACCUUUUAAAUGUCUCUACUUUGCCAAAAAUUAAUGAGCCAAGAAUAAGUACCAGAAGUUGGAACCUGCUCUCAGUUGUAUUCAAUGCCAUAGCCACGCUGGAGGAUGAGGAAAGAGAGAAAAGGAAUGAAACAGGAAAGCAAAGAUUGAUCAUUGUGAAUUUUCAUGGGACUACUGUUGCCCAGAAGCCUUCUGCAAAUGUAACUGUGCGAACUCUACCUGACUGUGCUCUUCCUCCUGCAUUCCCUCUGCCUGAGAGCCCACACAUCCUCUGCUUAAAGGCCAGGAAGAAGCUGGGACGAAGGCUGCUGUUUCCCUGCCCCGCCUGUGGGGCCGAGGCUCGGCUCGAGGAAAGCAGCCGCGCUGCGCUGAGGGGAGCUGGGCUGGCGGGAAGCUUUCGGAAGCCGCGUCGGGAGCGAGCCACGAGGCAGGGCCAGCGCGGGGUGCCUGAGGGUGAACGCAGCUCUGCGGCAGGGCUGGACAACACAGAGGCCUUCCCUCAGCUGAGAAAAGAGAAGCUGUCCCUCAGGUGGCAAGAGAGGAGCCUUCCUUCAGCUUUGAUGAGGAUUUCAUCCCAUUCUUACUCCAUGAUCCUUCAGACAGAACAAAUAAUUUAUGAACAGAAUGAAAUGAAAAUGCAUCCAGGAGUUUUAUAAUACAGUAAAAUGUACUAGAACUGGCAGGCUCAAAAAUAAAGGUAUGCAGACUAAGAUCCUUAAGUAUUAUGCUUAUGCUUUACUUUUCAGAGCAGGAAGCAAGUCUAAGUUGGUAGCUCGCUGGCUAAGAUGUCAGAAGGUCAGAUCACACAUUAGGAUUUGGGCUCAUCCCAAACGUUGACGCAAUACUGGAGGGGGAAGGGAAAGGAAAAAGCAUGUAAGAAUAAAAGAUGUCAUAUUCACCAGAAAACAUUGACUGGAAGCAUCAACCAUUUGACCAGGUAUAGGAAACUCCGCUGUGGAAUCCAUACAGUAUUUCUCUGUCUUCUGUUGCUAAAUAUUGAAGUAGGCUGGUAAUGAGAACCUGGUCUGGUGAAAACAACUCCACUUAUCAACCCUAAAAAUAUACCCUUAAUAUUAAUUUAAUUUUAAUUAAAUAUGAUUCUGUAUAUGUUCCCAUCUGAAAAACAACAGAGAACCUGAGGCUAUAAUUCUGUGAGUGCCACUGGGCUCAGUGUGUUCUCUUGAAAAAUUAUGCGCCAUUGUAGUUAAGGUAAAGCUGCAGGAUCUUCUAGAAUGCUUAGAUAUUCCAAAUCUGCACUUCAUCUUGCUUUUUUAUUACAUCACAACUUUGCCCAGUUGAGUUUUUGCCAGCUUUAGCCUUUCACAUAUGAACUACAGCUGCUGGAUGCAACAGGAAAUGAAGCGUAACAACUGGCAUCAAUAACUCGUUUCUGAGUUGCAGCGCAGCCUCAGUUUGUCUGUCAUUGCUGUUAUUUUCCAAAAG